AUGAUCUAAUGGCAGACCAAAGAAUGGACAUUACCUCUACAAUGAAUGAGUUCAUGUCCCCCAGCUCCAGCGACCUGAUCAGCAGCUCCGUCAACACCCCAGGCAUGGACUACACCCGCAAGAGGAAGGGCAGCACCUCCGACUACCAGUAAGCAUCCCCAUCACCUCACUGUGGCCCACUCAGUCACCGUACACAGUCUCCCCCAGCCUCCCACCACAGUCAGUGCUGGAGAUUGUGUUCACAUAAUUUUUAAAGCUAUGAAUGAAUAAUUAACCCAACCCACUUACUUCACCUGCUAUAGUUAUGAGAAAAUCGUGCCCAUUCUGCAAUAAGAAAUUGUUAUGGCAUUGUGCUAUAUUGACUCAUUUGUAUGUCUACUCUGUAAUUUUCCUGCAAUCUGUUAUUGAUCCACAUUCAUCUGACAACGGAAUGAUUAACGCGUUAUUUUCUUUGCAGAAUUGAUGGAUUUUCUUUCGAGUAAGUAUGGUUUUAUUUUUUACCUUUGGUUGCAGUUAGCUUUUUGCUUAGAUACUUUGAAUAUUAUAGUGUGAAUGGAUAUAAAGGUUUGGAAACAGGACUUGUAGACGGAACUAGUGCUAGGAAGAGUUGAUGUCUUUUUGGGCGGGAAUCUGAUGGCAUCUGAUUAUCUUCCACAGCGAUAGCAGUAUGGAUACAGAAAAGGAUAAACUUAGGUAAGAAUUUUGGCAGCAAAAAGCAUGAAUUACCCUACACUAUGAGGCUAUUUUUUUCUUCUUCAUAUAACUGGUUCUAUAUUGUACAGGGGAGGCAGAGAUGUUAAGAUAGUGGUUUCACUGCAAAAUUGAGUAGGUGUUAAUCUAUUGUCAUUAUAUGUACCAGUGGUGAAGGGAUACAGACUCGUAAGUGGUUGUUAUUGUAACAGGACCUGUGUUGUGUGUGUGUGUGAUUGCUGCCAGACAUUUUCCACUAAAACAUCGCUCCUUUUUUCCUUCUUCCAGGGAGUGUGGUGAUCACCAGGGCCGGAUAAAAAAUGCCAGGUACCCAGACUCAUUCCUGAAUCCUCAUGUUUCACUUUUUAAAGUCUCUGUCGGCAGCUACGCAUAGUGUUUCUAGUGACCUGGCAAGCGGUUAAACUACAGGAUCAAAUAUAUUCUAAUCUCUUUCCAGGGUGAAUUGAAUGCUCCUUUCUUUAUUAGAGACAGAGAAAGCCUUGUGUCCCAUCGAUGAAUAGGCACUUUAUGUUGUCUAUAGAUUGCACUGUGGAACAGAAGGACUGGGAGUCAUUCUAACUGUUUGCUUUCUGCUACACUGCCAAUAGGGAGGCACACAGUCAGAUUGAGAAGCGGCGCAGGGACAAGAUGAACAGCUUCAUAGACGAGCUGGCGGCGCUAGUGCCUACCUGCAACGCUAUGUCCCGCAAGCUGGACAAACUCACGGUCCUACGCAUGGCUGUCCAGCAUAUGAAGACAUUACGAGGUGAGAUGGAGUGAGAUGCAGACAGAGACAGCAGGCAAAUUAUCACUGGACAUCAAAGAUGUUACUUGAGAUAAUUUUUUGUUUCUCUACAGGAGCAGCAAACCCUUACACAGAGGCGAACUACAAGCCAUCUUUCCUGUCCGAUGAUGAACUAAAGCACUUAAUAUUGAGGGUAGGUUCAAGCCCUCCUUUAACUCCUCUUUGCUAAGUUCCUCUCUGCUAUCUGGGUGAGCCUGAUGACACAAGCCUCAAUGUUUUUUUGUGUCUUCCUUUAGGCUGCUGAUGGCUUUCUUUUUGUUGUUGGAUGUGAUCGUGGGAAGAUCCUUUUCGUCUCAGAGUCAGUUUACAAGAUCCUCAACUAUUGCCAGGUACGUCUCCAUUCCUGUCAAAUGUCCUACUGUUAUACUGUAAUUCUUGUUGUACUAUAUCAGACCAGAUCUGAGCUCACAAAUGCUCAUUCCCAAAGUCAAUCUCCCCUCUCCUCUCCCUUUCCUCAGAAUGACCUGAUUGGCCAGAGUCUGUUUGAUUACCUGCAUCCUAAAGACAUCGCCAAAGUCAAGGAGCAACUGUCGUCAUCGGAUACAGCACCCCGGGAGCGACUCAUCGAUGCCAAAAGUAAACACUCCCUCCUGUCUUGUCAGACCCUGUCCUCAUAAGGGCAGGAAGUAGUCAAACAGAAUUGAUGCAGACUCGGGGAGGAAAAUCAAUACAGCAUUAUGCCUCAUUAAAAACUGUAUGCCAAUUACCUGGCAGUUUACCUGCUAUAUUAUGUAUAUAAACAUCCUGGCAUAUAAGAGUAUAAUGCUUUUAACAUUAUAUUGAAGUUAUUGGGAAUGAGUAGCUCACAAUGUUCAGCAGUGGUCUUAUACGAUGUGAUUGUUCUCCCUCAGCCGGCCUACCAGUUAAGACAGACAUCACCCCUGGGCCAUCUCGACUGUGCUCCGGGGCCAGACGCUCAUUCUUCUGCCGAAUGAAGUGUAACCGGCCCUACGUCAAAACAGAGGACAAGGACUUCCCCUCCACCUGCUCCAAAAAGAAAGGUACCCAUAUCAAGAUCUAGGCCAGCCUCCUUCCCUGAUGACUUUAUUUUGAUACUCAGAAACCUGGCAACACAGAUCAUUAGCAUCAUACUAGCAUUACAAUUUGAGUACAGGAUGUAUGCUUCUCUAUGUACCAAAUGGCUUGGCUAAUAAACAAUAUGCUUAUUUUAGAACUUCAAGUGAAACUAUCGAGGAUUAAAAACUACCUCGUAAUUUUUUUAAACCUCCCGUUUUGUAAUCUACGUGUCAAUGUAUGGCUUAUACAUGCAAACUAAACCAUCUGCAGUCCUCUCCCAGCAGAGAAAGGCACAGAAUUCUUACAUUCUAACCUGGCAUCAUUUAGUGCUCGUUCCUGUCACGUGGAGCAGGGAUAGUUAGAUCUGUUAGACAUCGGUAGUAGUUUAAUUUGUCUUUCAAUGCAUAUCUCUGGAAAACAAGCAGAAAAUUAUGUGUGCUAAAGAUGGCUUUGUAGCCAGACAAAUACAUUCUAAGAUAAUUUGUCAGCCAGAUCAGAAACACUAUGCUCACAACCUGUAUCUCCUAAAUGGUGUCACUGGUGUACUUGGUUAGACUUUUUGAAUAUAUUGCGCAAUAGACUUGUAGUGUUGCACGCUAUACUGAAACUUCGGUACUUUUUCGAUACCAGAACAUGAAAAACGGUUUGGUAAUAUAAUUGUUACUUUUGGUAUUUCUGUCAAAAAUCUCACGUCACAUACGGAUUGAUAGGAUCGAGUCUGUCUAAUAAUUUGUUUGAAUCUUCUCAAGGGGGCAGUUGUAAGCUAGCCAGACACAGCGCAAGCCACUUUUGAGAAGCAAGCGAGAGGAGAGAAAAUGGUGACAGCAUUGCUUCUUCUAAUGAAAACAUCAUACAUUCACGCCAGCAGCUUGUUGACAAAACUGGCUCCAGAAGCGAACUAUGGGAAUAUUUUGCUUACACAGCAGAUGAUCAGGACCAGCCCACCGAAACCACUAGACAAAAAGUGUUACAAAGCAGUGCAAGGGAGGUUUAGUUCCAAAACAACAUACAAAAAAAAAAUAUAUUUACACAUUAUUUGCAUUGUAACGGUAUUCUACUAGCAACUAAAUUGGAAUUAUUGAGUGACAAUGACAUGAACAUACAGUUGAAGUCGGAAGUUUACAUACACUUAGGUUGGAGUCAUUAAAACUUGUUUUUCAACCACUGCACAAAUUUCUUGUUAACAAACUAUAGUUUUGGCAGGUCGGUUAGGACAUCUACUUUGUGCAUGACACAAGUAAAUUUUCCAACAGUUGUUUACAGACAGAUUAAUUCACUGUAUCACAAUUCCAGUGGGUCAGAAGUUUACAUACACUAAGUUGACUGUGCCUUUUAAACAGCUUGGAAAAUUCCAGAAAAUUAUGUCAUGGCUUUAGAAGCUUCUGAUAGGCUAAUUGACAUCAUUUGAGUCAAUUGGAGGUGUACCUGUGGAUGUAUUUCAAGGCCUACCUUCAAACUCGGUGCCUCUUUGCUUGACAUCAUGGGAAAAUCAAAAGAAAUCAGCCAAGACUGCAGAAAAAAUAUUGUAGACCUUCACAAGUCUGGUUCAUCAUGGGGAGCAAUUUCCAAACGCCUGAAGGUACCACGUUCAUCUGUACAAACAAUAGUACAUAAGUAUAAACACCAUGGGACCACGCAGCCGUCGUACCGCUCAGGAAGGAGACGCGUUCUUUCUCCUAGAGAUGAACGUACUUUGGUGCGAAAAGUGCAAAUCAAUCCCAGAACAACAGCAAAGGACCUUGUGAAGAUGCUGGAGGAAACGGGUACAAAAGUAUCUAUAUCCACAGUAAAACGAGUCCUAUAUCGACGUAACCUGAAAGGCCACUCAGCAAGGAAGAAUCCACUGCUCCAAAACCACCAUAAAAAAGCCAGACAACGGUUUGCAACUGCACAUGGGGACAAAGAUCGUACUUUUUGGAGAAAUGUCCUCUGGUCUGAUGAAACAAAAAUAGAACUGUUUGGCCAUAAUGACCAUCGUUAUGUUUGGAGGAAAAAGGUGGUGGCUUGCAAGCCGAAGAACACCAUCCCAACCGUGAAGCACAGGGAUGGCAGCAUCAUGCGGUGGGGGUGCUUUGCUGCAGGACUGGUGCACUUCAUAAAAUAGAUGGCAUCAUGAGGAAGGAAAAUGAUGUUGAUAUAUUGAAGCAACCUCUCAAGACAUCAGUCAGGAUGUUAAAGCUUGGUCGCAAAUGGGUCUUCCAAAUGGACAAUGACCCCAAGCAUACUUCCAAAGUUAUUGGCCAUCACAAAGCCCUGACCUCAAUCCUAUAGAAAAUGUGUGGGCAGAACUGAAAAAGCGUGUGCGAGCAAGGAGGCCUACAAACCCGACUCAGUUACACCAGCUCUGUCAGGAGGAGUGAGCCAAAAUUCACCCACCUUAUUGUGGGAAGCUUGUGGAAGACUACCCGAAACGUUUGACCCAAGUUAAAGAAUUUAAAGGCAAUGCUACCAAAUACUAAUUGAGUGUAUGUGAACUUCUGACCCACUGGGAAUGUGAUGAAAGAAAUAAAAGCUGAAAUAAAUCAUUCUCUCUACUAUUAUUCUGACAUUUCACAUUCUUUUUUUUGCCAUUGUAUCGUUUUGGUAUCGAGUACCGUUUCGGUAUCGAGUAUUGUGAUACUAAACCUGGUAUUGGUAUCGAAGUCAAAAUUCGGGACAACACUACCAGAGGCUACAAGGUUUUUACCAGGCACGCGUCCAUCCAUUUAUCCCGUUCGCUUUAUCCCGUUCACAAAUCGCAUACCUUUUUUGUUGUCAACUAUCCAUCCAUAUCUAAUAAUUCAAUUUGUCCACAUUUUGUCUUUAUAAACUUUCACACAUGUAUUCCAUGAUAUUGGGUAAUCCAAUGGGCAACACAGCAGCUGUUGAUUGCCAGCGAUUAUCAUUCAUCACAUAGGCAUAUGUUAUAUAUAAUUAAUACACGACUUUGAAGGAGUAGGACAUUUGAUGCAUACUAGUCUGAGACCAUGCAUGCAACAACAGGAACUAGCCGGCAACAACCGAACAUAAUGGACAAUGUUGAUUGGCAGAUGGAAUGAUGUCCAAUGAGGUUGCAAGUUUUUAAAGUGGGAGGCGAGAUCAGGUUGGCCUAGUAUUGUCCAAUGAGGUUGUGGGGUGGGCCAAGGACAUGCACACCAGUUUUAUUUUAUUCAUUUUUGUACUAUUUUUAAAAAACUAUUUUUGUGCACAUGCUACAUGGGCUAGAGCAAUUUUCGGGCACCCUUUUUAGGCUCUUGAGUGCUACUUUCAGAACUACUUGCUUAAAAGUAUACAAAACCUCUGUUCAAUCUUUAAUAUGUGCUGUGAUUAAAACCAUUUAGUAAGCAAAGCUGUGUAGGUUAUGCAAAACGGCAAGCAAAUCUCCAGUGGAGCUCUCGUUGAAUAUUUCAGUGAUUAUUAAUAUUUUAUCUAGGAAAACUUUAUUCUCCCCUUGAUUGACCCCUGAUUCAGAUGGCUAGUAUUACUUGUUUGCUUAGCUUGUGGUUUUCUCAUUUAAAUCAUUUAGACUUGACUUAGUCAUGGACCACCUGUAAACAGAUGGAUAACCAUUUGUAUGGGAGGAAAGAUAUUUACAAUGUUUCUUUUUCUACUUACAGCCGACCGUAAGAGCUUCUGCACGAUCCACAGUACUGGCUACCUGAAGAGCUGGCCGCCCACCAAGAUGGGCCUGGACGAUGACAACGAGCCUGACAACGAGGGCUGUAACCUCAACUGCCUGGUGGCCAUCGGCCGGCUGCACCCCCACAUUGUCCCCCAGCCCUCCCACGAGGACAUCCGCGUCAAACCCACCGAAUACGUCUGCCGCCAUGCCAUUGAUGGGAAGUUUGUCUUUGUUGACCAGAGGUACGAUGAUGGAGCUUAUGACUUCAUUUUACUAUGACAUUUUUAGUUUAUGAUUAGAUGUGCGGUAGUCGGUCAUAAAGUUGGCCAAGAAAACACACAUUCUAAAAGUAUGGUUUAAACUAAUACGUGAAGAGGCAACAAAUCAUCAGUAAAUUUCUCCUCUUCAACCACCCUUCACCCAGAUUAGCCCAUCUAUACCAGCCUAGGCUUGUCAAGGCAGGUUCAGCCUCAGCAUAUUUUAUGAAUUAAUCUCCUGCUCACAGCUUGACACCUCACAGGCCACUAUUACUCAUGGCGAUAAUUAAAUUUCAUAAAAAUGUCAGUGAACUGAUUAAUGUUCAUAGGAAAUGCUCCGGUGCCAUUUUAAAGUCUCUUCAGUGUUCUCAUCUCAAAAACAAAGAGUUUCUUAUCUGUGCUGUUCUAUCUUUCCUCUCUAUUCAGGGCCACAGCCAUUCUUGCAUACUUACCCCAGGAGCUUCUUGGCACCUCCUUCUACGAGUAUUUCCAUCAGGAUGAUAUUGGCCACCUGGCAGAAUGUCACAGACAAGGUAUUGGAUCAACUGUCCAGCAUGACAACAUUCAUUUGUGAUUUACAUCUUACUAUAUUUAGUCACCACAUUUUGUUCUGUGACCUUACAUCCUGGGUAUCUUGUGUUUCACAGUGCUGCAGAUGAGAGAAAAGAUCAACACAAACUGUUACAAGUUCAAGAUUAAAGAUGGCUCCUUCAUCACUCUGCGAAGCCGCUGGUUCAGUUUCAUGAAUCCCUGGACCAAAGAGGUGGAGUACAUUGUCUCCACAAACACAGUGGUCUCGUAAGUCACCCAUCUCUCUACUGUCCUAUUUAUGAUGGUUACAUAGAGUAUGUUUUCAUAUACAGCGGGGAGAACAAGUAUUUGAUACACUGCCGAUUUUGCAGGUUUUCCUACUUACAAAGCAUGUAGAGGUCUGUAAUUUUUAUCAUAGGUACACUUCAACUGUGAGAGAUGGAAUCUAAAAAUCCAGAAAAUCACAUUGUAUGAUUUUUAAGUAAUUAAUUUGCAUUUUAUUGCAUGACAUAAGUAUUUGAUACAUCAGAAAAGCAGAACUUAAUAUUUGGUACAGAAACCUUUGUUUGCAAUUACAGAGAUCAUACGUUUCCUGUAGGUCUUGACCAGGUUUGCACACACUGCAGCAGGGAUUUUGGCCCACUCCUCCAUACAGACCUUCUCCAGAUCCUUCAGGUUUCGGGGCUGUCGCUGGGCAAUAUGGACUUUCAGCUCCCUCCAAAGAUGUUCUAUUGGGUUCAGGUCUGGAGACUGGCUAGGCCACUCCAGGACCUUGAGAUGCUUCUUACGGAGCCACUCCUUAGUUGCCCUGGCUGUGUGUUUCGGGUCGUUGUCAUGCUGGAAGACCCAGCCACGACCCAUCUUAAAUGCUCUUACUGAGGGAAGGAGGUUGUUGGCCAAGAUCUCGCGAUACAUGGCCCCAUCCAUCCUCCCCUCAAUACGGUGCAGUCGUCCUGUCCCCUUUGCAGAAAAGCAUCCCCAAAGAGUGAUGUUUCCACCUCCAUGCUUCACGGUUGGGAUGGUGUUCUUGGGGUUGUACUCAUCCUUCUUCUUCCUCCAAACACGGCGAGUGGAGUUUAGACCAAAAAGCUCUAUUUUUGUCUCAUCAGACCACAUUACCUUCUCCCAUUCCUCCUCUGGAUCAUCCAGAUGGUCAUUGGCAAACUUCAGACGCGCCUGGACAUGCGCUGGCUUGAGCAGGGGGACCUUGCGUGCGCUGCAGGAUUUUAAUCCAUGACGGCGUAGUGUGUUACUAAUGGUUUUCUUUGAGACUGUGGUCCCAGCUCUCUUCAGGUCAUUGACCAGGUCCUGCCGUGUAGUUCUGGGCUGAUCCCUCACCUUCCUCAUGAUCAUUGAUGCCCCACGAGGUGAGAUCUUGCAUGGAGCCCCAGACCGAGGGUGAUUGACCGUCAUCUUGAACUUCUUCCAUUUUCUAAUAAUUGCGCCAACAGUUGCCUUCUCACCAAGCUGCUUGCCUAUUGUCCUGUAGCCCAUCCCAGCCUUGUGCAGGUCUACAAUUUUAUCCCUGAUGUCCUUACACAGCUCUCUGGUCUUGGCCAUUGUGGAGAGGUUGGAGUCUGUUUGAUUGAGUGUGUGGACAGGUGUCUUUUAUACAGGUAACGAGUUCAAACAGGUGCAGUUAAUACAGGUAAUGAGUGGAGAACAGGAGGGCUUCUUAAAGAAAAACUAACAGGUCUGUGAGAGCCAGAAUUCUUACUGGUUGGUAGGUGAUCAAAUACUUAUGUCAUGCAAUAAAAUGCAAAUUAAUUACUUAAAAAUCAUACAAUGUGAUUUUCUGGAUUUUUGUUUUAGAUUCCGUCUCUCACAGUUGAAGUGUACCUAUGAUAAAAAUGACAGACCUCUACAUGCUUUGUAAGUAGGAAAACCUGCAAAAUCGGCAGUGUAUCAAAUACUUGUUCUCCCCACUGUAUGUUCAUGUGUCAUUGGGGCUUCAUUGAUCGUUUUAGAGCUAACUGGCAGUAUGUCGUGGAUGUACUGUUUUUGUACUUGAAACUGAUCCUGAUGUUGCUGUGUGAAUCCAUCUCUAGGUGCAGUAUGCUGGACGGUGCAGACCCCAGCUAUCCUCAGUCUGCUAUCUCUCCCACUGCCUCUAUGGACAGUGUGCUGACGUCAGAAGGUGACACUAUUGAAUGAUGUGAAAGAAGGCAUGCUUUUCUACAUAUCAGAGGGGCUUCCUUUAGGGCAUUGGAACAAGAUCUGAGAUUUGUCAGCUGAUUCUCUCUGUACGCAAAGAUACAAGCUAUAAUGAAUAGCUUCCUUUGUGAUUAAAUGUACUGUAUCUACGUGUACGAAAUGAUAAAACAUCGGAGAUCUUGUAACAAGACUAUAGGAGCAUUGGAUCAAAUGUGAAAAUGCAAUGUUCUCAGUCAAUCCAGGAGCAGGCAGUGUGAUUGAUAUGUUUGAUUGCAGGUGGAGGGAGACAGGCCCUUCAGACGGUGCCAGGCAUCCCCGGGGGAACACGUGCAGGCGCCGGCAAGAUCGGCCGCAUGAUCGCAGAGGAGGUGAUGGAGACUCAGAGGUGAGAGAGUGAAGGCAGAAAAUGGAUGACAGGUUGUUAAUAGCUGUAGAACCAAAAGAAUAACACCCAGACCAUGAAGCCUGUCUCGUUCGGUGAUUACUUUUCUGUAUCAUCCCUUCGUGUGAAUUCCCUGCUCUGAUAUUUAUGCACCCUUUAUCAAAAAGUGACAGGCUUGCAAAUGAGUCUGUUCAGUUGGGCUAUGUCAGCUAUGAUGAAUUACCUGGAGCUGAAGGUUUAUUAGCUGACUUCUUCACACUGUCUCAGAGCCCUAGUCUAAUGGCGUCGUCUGUUCUUCUCUCUGCCAGGACCAGAGGCUCCACACCCUCCAGCUGUGGCUCCAGCCCCCUGAACAUCAGCACCCCUCCUCCAGACUGCUCUCCAGGGGGCAAGAGAGUGAGUCUGAGGGAGCCACACAAUAAGAACAUUGGGAUGGUUGAAAGAUGACAUUGAUGGAUUUUUCCAAUAGCAAUGUCUGGCACAAGAAAUUGAUACCUCGCUCGCAUCACUGAUUAAUUUGUUGGAUCUUGUGCUUGAUCCAGUAUUGUCUGUUGGUUACUUAGUCAGGACUCUGUCCUGUGGUUGAAAGCUGAUCUUCUAUGUAGACCACCACUGACCUAUUUGUUCUUGCAGAUUCAGUCUGGAACGCCAGACCUUCCGUCGGCAGGAAUGCUACCAGGAGGACCUGACUCCAUUGGAUACCCAUACUCCAACCAGUCCAUUAUGAGUAAGUAGCUGUGCACACAAAUGUAACAUGUUCUAAGAAUUUCAAACACUGAAUCCUGCCCAUUCAAGUAAACAUGUCAUAUUUGUGGUGAAAAAACAAAGCCGUAUCAAAAACCAGUUUGACUAACUACAGCACUUUCCUUCAACACCCCUCUAGGUGACAACUCGCACCUCAGCAUUGACAUCAUGGACGAACCAGGCUCCAGCAGCCCCAGUAACGACGAGGCAGCCAUGGCUGUGAUCAUGAGUCUCCUGGAGGCUGAUGCAGGCCUCGGUGGCCCUGUGGACUUUAGUGACUUACCCUGGCCCUUG
Messenger RNA from Coregonus sp. 'balchen', 10475 nucleotides. The record is from the annotation of a GenBank genome assembly. Lineage: Eukaryota; Metazoa; Chordata; Actinopteri; Salmoniformes; Salmonidae.